This is a messenger RNA of Perkinsus marinus ATCC 50983, 756 nucleotides long. RefSeq lists its product as hypothetical. The annotation marks the transcript as partial. The transcript has a single exon. The record is from RefSeq and is a predicted model, not a curated record. Lineage: Eukaryota; Perkinsozoa; Perkinsida; Perkinsidae.
AUGGGAGGGUCAGAAGUAGGAGAGGGAGUGGUAGCAGUAGUCGGCCUGAUCGGAGACGCUCCCAGGGUCCGGGCAUCUUGCCCAUCCCACUCGGAUACGUGGAUAGGGCUGCGACACGGCGCUCCGGAGUUAUUGCCUCGCUCCACCGUGGUGAGAGGAGCAAUACUAGGCAUACUAGGGGGCGGCGGGGGCUUCUUGCCAGGGACAUCGGUACUCCGGGCCCCUGGGGUAGAUGUCGGAACACUAGGCCUGCUAGAGGAGGCCGGAGACCUCUUGGGGAGGGCAUCGGUACUCCGGGCCCCUGGGGUAGAUGUCGGAACACUAGGCCUGCUAGAGGAGGCCGGAGACCUCUUGGGGAGGGCAUCGGUACUCCGGGCCCCUGGGGUAGAUGUCGGAACACUAGGCCUGCUAGAGGAGGCCGGAGACCUCUUGGGGAGGGCAUCGGUACUCCGGGCCCCUGGGGUAGAUGUCGGAACACUAGGCCUGCUAGAGGAGGCCGGAGACCUCUUGGGGAGGGCAUCGGUACUCCGGGCCCCUGGGGUAGAUGUCGGAACACUAGGCCUGCUAGAGGAGGGCGGAGACCUCUUGGGAAGGGCAUCGGUACUGCGGACCCCUGGGGUAGAUGGGGGAACACUAGGCCUGCUAGAGGAGGCCGGAGGCUUCUUGGGAAGGGCAUCGGUACUGCGGACCCCUGGGGUAGAUGGGGGAACACUAGGCCUGCUAGAGGAGGCCGGAGGCUUCUUGGGAAGGGCAUCG